GAACAAGAUCUCCAACUUUCGCCAAGCCAACAAUGAAUCUUUCUAUGAGGCGCUAGACCGAUUCAAGGAGUACAUUAGGGACUGCCCUAAUCAUGGUUUCAAUGAGGGAAACCUAUGGAACAUCUUCUAUCGUGGCAUAGACCACAAGUACAAGCUUUCAUUGGACACUGCAAGCAAUGGAAACUUCAUGACCAAGACUGUUGAUGAAGCUAAGGUUCUUAUUGAGAAUCUUGCAGCUAGUGAUUGUAACAACUGUCCUGAUUAUGACCGCUCAAGCCGCACCACUACUAGCUCCCCUGAUUCUUUUCAAAUGACUGAACUCAAGAACAUGAUGGCUCAAGUUCUUAAGGGACAGCUCAAGCAUAUCAAUGCAAUAGAAGGGAUGAGUGAUGCUAAUGAAGACCCAUCAAGAGAAUGCAUGGGAGAUUUCUCUAAUGAAGCCAAUGAAGAAGAUGUGAACUACAUUGGAAACUAUGGGAACAAGGGAUACAAUCCAAGCUAUCGCCCAAACCCCAACAUGUCUUAUAGAAACCCCAAUGUGGAGAAUCCUCAAGACCAAGUGUAUCCUCCAAGGUAUCCACAACAACAAAGACCUCCUUACCAAUCUCAAGGAAGUCAAUUUCAGCCAAGGCAAGGGUAUGAGCAGAGAUCAUCAUAUCCGCCCAAGGAGCCAUAUGCUUCUUCACCAAAUCAAGCUCCUCCAAACCAACAAGGUGGGAGAUUUGAAGGAAUCCUCCAACAGAUCAUGGAUGGCCAGAAGAGAAACACUAAAGAGAUGUAUGAGAAGAUGGACACUUUGUUCAGCAAUCUCAACACCAAGUAUGAUGCUGUUGCCACUCAUGUGAAGAAACUAGAGACUCAAGUCACUCAAACUAUGGAAGCUGUUAAGAGACAGGAAGCUGAAUCCAAGAAGUCCUUUUGCAACUCAGCCGCCAUAGAAGAAAGAUUUGAAGACCAAGUUCCAGAAUGGAUGCUUUCAAAACCUACUGUUGAUUGCAUGAUUUGGCCUGAAGAGAAUUACCCAGAGAGAGAGUCCAAUCGAGCUAGAAAGAGAAGACUCUUCCCAAAGAUUAUCCCCAAGACAGAUAACUCAGGAAAGUUUGUUGUGCCUUGUAUCAUCAAAGGUAACAUUCUUGAGCAAUCUUUGUGUGACACAGGAGCCAAUGUGAACAUCAUGUCUAAGAGGAUAGCUGACAAGAUAGGCCUCACCAAGAUAGAGCCAUCAUCCAUCUCCAUCAACUAUGCUGAUUCAUUCUCACAAACCCCUAUGGCUUUGUGCCUAAUGUGA
Messenger RNA from Microthlaspi erraticum, 1288 nucleotides. NCBI's taxonomy places the organism in Eukaryota, Viridiplantae, Streptophyta, Magnoliopsida, Brassicales, Brassicaceae. The record is from the annotation of a GenBank genome assembly.